AUGUACCUUCUUUCAACAAGUCAGACACCACUCAAUCAAGUGGAUAGCGAGAUGACUGGAAUGAAUGAUGCACAGAGAUUGCGGCUUACUACAGCUGGAGGCGGUUUUGGACCUGUGGCUGAUCGUGGUUAUGGAGUAUCGUACAUUGUAGCUGGUGAAGAUCAGAUCUCCUUCCAUAUUUCUAGCAAGCGAUCUGCAGAUAACACGAGUUCAAAAGAAUUCCGUGAAGAACUCAAACGCUCGCUGAGAGAUAUGAAGGCACUGUUUGAGGAAAAAGCCAAAUGA
This is a messenger RNA of Strongylus vulgaris, 285 nucleotides long. The record is from the annotation of a GenBank genome assembly. NCBI's taxonomy places the organism in Eukaryota, Metazoa, Nematoda, Chromadorea, Rhabditida, Strongylidae.